Molecule: messenger RNA, 2192 nt
Organism: Heterobilharzia americana
Lineage: Eukaryota; Metazoa; Platyhelminthes; Trematoda; Strigeidida; Schistosomatidae
Source: the annotation of a GenBank genome assembly
GGUAAAAUAUGAUUCUAAAGCAUCGAAGUAUCCAUCAAGUGGGAAUGGAUACACUGGUAGUGGAGGCAAUAACUAUUCUAAUUACCAAGUUAAUUCUCGUGGGAAUAUUUAUCAAACACAACCAGGAGGUCAAAUGCAACAACAACAACAACAGUCAGGUCCAUUUAUCACCAGAAUCACUAAUGAUGCCCGUGAAGAUGAAAUGGAACAGAAUUUAAAACAAGUCUCUGGAAUGGUAACACAACUUCAUUCUAUGGCUACUGAUAUGAAUCAAGAGAUAACUACACAUAAUCAAAUUCUGGAUCGUAUCGAUCAAAAGGCACAACAUAAUCAGUCACAGUUAAUAAUUGCUCAAAGAAAGCUGAUCAAAUUUUGGGACAACCAUCGAAGCCGAAUAACCCCGGCAGUGGUAGUAUAAUGCCAAGUAGUGCAAGUUUAACAGCUGCCAAAUUUAUGAUGAAAUAAUGGGGGAUGGGGAGGGGGGGCGAAGUAUACCGGUUGAUUAUUUGCUUGUUCACCUUUAACACUGCUGAUCAAACAUACACACUUAUACACAGUAACAAUAUUUUCGAUGAAUUUUUUCAUGUUUGUAUUUUGUUGACCGUUAUUGUGAUCAUUUUUGAUUUCUGUUUUGUUUCAUAUUUGCCUUUUUGUUUUUGGUUGUUAAAUGACAAUACAUAUUAUACUAUGGUGUCGUUGUAAUAUUUGUUUAUUACGUCACAAUGACUUGCCUACCAGUUUAUUGUUUCAUUGCCUUCUGGAUGACGUUUUCAUUCCUUUGUUGUCCAGCAAUUGAGUGCCUUUCAAGUAAUGAUUAUUGCCAUUGUUAUUCUAUUGUUACUGAGUUGAAUCUCUAUCGAUGUGCAACGUGCCUUUCUUAGUUGUCUCUCCUCUCUCUCUCUCUCUUUCCCUUCGUUUUUCGCUUCCUUCUCCGUUUGUUAUUCUUUGCAUCGUGUACACAACGUCAGUAUAAAAAUAUAUGAGGUAGGCUCUGACCUUCAUCUUUUCUUAUUUCAAUGGAAUUGAUCGUGAUUGUUUAUUGAUUAAUGAUUAAGAAGGUUCAAUGAAAUGUUGGUUAUUUUUGUGCAAGUGUUUUCUUGUUAUCUACGUAUUGGUCUUUUGUGAUACAUACAGACAAACCGAAAGAUACACACAUACAGAAGUGGGACGCUUUUUCUUCACUGAUAUAUAUUAGUAAAGAAUAUCAAACCAAAGAGUAGUUAGAUAAUCUUCUUUCUACACUUGUAUGUUCUGAUGCGACCGCACGCACUCACAUACGCACAUCUGCACAGUCGUUAUGAUUCCAUACAAUUUUCUUCAGUCUCUCUUGUCGGUUCUCAUUUUUCUUUUUCUCUAUGAAACAUUUCACUAAUAUCGAUGAUGAUGAUGGUACGGAUGACGGCUUAACUACUUCAACAAAUUACUCUUGAUAUAUUUAUGCUAAUUGUUUGUGCGUGUAUAUGACAGAGAAAGAGAACAAGAAAGAGUUACACAAUAAAAAUUGACCAACUUGUAACAUGUUCACUUCUGUUGUCCUCGUUCCUUUCGUUGUGUGUAUGUCGUUGAAUGUUUGUGUGUGUGUGUUGCUGUGAAGUGCUUGUUUACUCUGUUGUAAGUUUACGUAUGAAUUAGAACCUGGGUAUCAGUUGUUGAUCGGUUAUUGAUUUUCAGAUUUGUUUGAUAUGAUUGGUUUUUUAUCAUGUCAAUGUCAGCAUAUAGUUGUGAUUCUCACCAUAAGAUGAUAAGGGGGAUAGGGUGGGAAACGCAAGAUUGAUGAUGAAUGUUGGCUGUCGAGCUCAGCUUGAAGUAGUAAUUAGUGGAUUACUGGCAGCUGAAUUGACGAGUUAUAUUCGCUCUAUUUAGAUCUCGAAACUUUAGAGAGAGAGAGAGGCUUGAUAUAAAACACCAUCACUUUACAAGACAAUUCAAAGAACUGGGGAUUAGAGAAAAAGUGAUAUCGAAGUAGACAGAAAUGCAUGCAUUUUGAGGGAGUUGUGGGAUUUUGAAAUAUUUUAAGUUGUUAUUCAUCGUAGACUGACAUCAGUUAGAGGAACAAAGGAAACCUGGGAGCACUGAACAGCUGUUUCGCCUUAGUAUAGGACUCCUCAACAGUGCGCACCCACGACCCCAGCCGCCAGGGAUCGAACCCGAGACCUUCAGCUUCCGUGGCCAGCACGUUACCAUCGAGCCAC